UCUUUUUAGUUGUCUUCUUGUUAGUGGAGGACAAGAUGAGGCCUUUGGGAGGCAAGUGUUGUUUCCUGCUCCUGUUGCUGGUGGCCGAAUUGCUGCCCGGAUCCUCCGGCGGCAACAACCCCCGCUACGAGAAGUUCCUGAACCAGCACCGGGACGAUCCCAGGAGCAGUUUCCACGGCCGGUACUGUGACGGCCUGAUGCGCAGCCGGGGCCUCACCAAACCCGAGUGCAAGGAAGCGAACACCUUUAUCCAUGGCUCCAAGAGGCGGAUCCGGGCAGUGUGCGGCCAGGGGGGGGUUCCCAGCGGGCAGCUGCAGCGCAGCCGGCAGCCGUUCCGGGUUACCACCUGCACCCUGAGGGGCGGCUCCACCCGCCCGCCCUGUGAGUACAAGGAGAAUACCUCGCCCAGGUACAUUGUCAUCGGCUGUGAAGACGGCUGGCCCGUCCAUUACGAUGAGAGCCAGAUCGUGACCACUGUCUGAAGCCAAGGAGAAGAAUCGUGUGGCUUAAACCAAUGGCACGGCCUCCCUGUGGCAUUCAGCAUCGUCUGGGGGGGGGUUUAAACCUUCCUGGGUAGCUAUGGCUUCUUUUCCUCACCGGGGAUUCCCUGUAACCCUUCCCCUCCUCUUCUUUUGCUAUCAGAAUCAGGAUCCUGAGCACGCUGCCUUUCUCACCUGUGAAGAGACGGUUUGUGUAAAUCGAGAACAUAAUAAAAUUUGCAAAGCUU
Messenger RNA from Gekko japonicus, 727 nucleotides. Its product is annotated as angiogenin-like. Gene Ontology annotation, molecular function: nucleic acid binding. The transcript has a single exon. NCBI's taxonomy places the organism in Eukaryota, Metazoa, Chordata, Lepidosauria, Squamata, Gekkonidae. The record is from RefSeq and is a predicted model, not a curated record. The coding region runs from base 36 to 482 and encodes 148 amino acids.